AUGGCGCAGAGUCUCGAAUCCAGGCCUACAGUGGUGGACUUUCGUGAAGAAAGCCCGUGGGUGCAGCUAGCCAAGGCCCACUGGCUGAACACGAAGGUCCGUAAGGCCAAACCAGAUGUCAUCAAGAAGCAAUUGUGGGAUCCUUUGGAAGCAGAGGCUUUCAACAGUCGCUCGUUACUGAUCCUUGAGAACUUGAACAUUCUUGAGAAGUUUCUUUGGCCGACUUACACAGAGGAUGCGUCGAAUCAUCAUGUACUGUUGAUUGCGUUGAUUGUCAGCGUGAAGCAUCGCGAGCACUUACCGAUAUGGCAUAUCUUCUCCGACCGCGCCGAUGACUUCUCCAAUCUCUUCCACCGUAUUCUCUCGAUGAGCAUUGAUCAUUCACUUCCGACUCGCUCUAGGCUCUCUAUCAUAUCGUUUGUCAUCAGCGCCUUCCAGUCACUCGAGAACGUCCUGAUCCGCAAAGAAUGCGCGCCCCUCGUUUCUAUCUCGAUCUGGCACAAUCUGGCCAGCGAGGAGGCUAGAGAUCGUAUUAUUGCAAAGGCCCCGACACUGAAAAAGGCAUGGAGAGCCUCUGCGAAGCGAUAUGAGGCUGGAGAUGAGGCAUUGAAAGCAAAGAUGCGCUUCGAACGAUCAUGGCUAUAUACAAUGCUCUUGGAUUUUCUUCAUAGGUUGAACGGACCCGAAAAGGACCAAGCUGAGAACUUGCUAUACUGUGAACGUUUCCUUGAGCUCUUGGUUGAUCUCGAAAGUCAGCUUCCCACUAGGCGCUACGUGAACACGUUGUUGAAGGACCUCAACCUUCUGUCAGUUAUUCGUCUUUCACAGCUCUACCGUGUGCCUGAUAACGCUCUUCUGCGCGACUUCCACGGCCUCCUCAAGCAUUUUGUUGAAUUUGCAAUUGAUGAUUACUCUGGCGAGGCUCUUUCUCCGCAGGGAGUCUACGACCUGCAUUGCCAGGAAUUGGCACAGCUGCAAAGAACCUCAAUGAAGUUCUUCAAGGACAAGCUCAUGAUCCUCGCGCUAUCCAAUAUGGGGUCGAUUGCGCAGCGAGCGGAUCUAGAGGGACAGCUAUCUUCUCUGGACGAGUCGGAACUCCAGAGCCUUUGCUCUCACCUCGGAUUCCGCACAAGCUACCCAAAAUCAUCACAUGUCAUCCCAGACCGUCAAUUCUAUCUGGAAGUUUUGGCAUCUUCCUAUGAACGCAAGGUGCCCUUCCAAGAAGCUGUCGAGAAGUUGAGUCCACUUCCGACGGAAGAAACUCUUUAUGACCCGGCCUUGUUGAGGAAUGAGACAUACGAUGGAUCGAGGCCUCUGGCGAUCCCAAAGUUAAAUCUCCAGUAUCUGAGUCUCGGAGAUUUCCUUUGGCGCUCCUUUCUCCUGUACCGAUCAGAAGCAUUCUUCCAAAUCCGCAAGGACAUGGAGUCCCUUGUCAAACGCAUGCAGCCCAAACCAGCACGCGAUGGAAGCUUAAACUUUGAGGGAUUCUCUCGAAUGGCGAUUCCAAUUUCAAAGCCUGCUAUCAUCGAUGUCGCACCACCAAAGGUCGGGGCGACAAACCCGGCUUUUGUUCGAGCUGAGAUUGCGAUAGAGGUAGGAAGGCUUGCAGAUAAUAUUAGGAGAGAAUGGGACUCACUCCGUCCCGAUGACGUCGUCUAUCUUUUGGCGGUCCAGUCGAGCUCGUCACAGUCGGAACAAGGUGCAUCUGAAGCCCCUCGGAUGACCCAUCUUCGAACUGCCGAGAUCGUACAGGUACUUGACGAGCAAGGCCGCGCAUUGCGCCAAAAUAGUGGCCAGGCAAAUGGCUCUCAGCCCAGGGCACGAUCGAGGAGACUGAUCGUCAACUUGGAUGCGGUUGCAUUCAAAGCCGACAAGGACCAGCAGGCCCACGGCAAACCGGAUAUCUACCCCCUCAUCAACGUGGUUGCACGGAGAAAGGGCAGGGAGAAUAACUUCAAGUCAAUUCUGCAGACAAUGCAGAAGCUUAUUGUCUCUGAUAUGACGCUUCCUUCCUGGCUCCAAGACAUCUUCCUGGGCUAUGGAGAUCCCGCUAGUGCUCGAUACACACAGCUGCCAAACCGACUUACCACUGUCGACUUCCGAGACACACUUUUGGACUGGUCUCAUUUGCUUUGGCCCGCCUACGUUCUUGAAUAUGUUAAACAAGAGCCGGCAGCAGAACCUCAUGCGCCGAAGAAGCGACGCCGGGAACAAGCUGCCGAGACAGAGUUGGCGCCUAGCAGUAUGCGUGUUUCCACAUACAAGCCACCAAACCCUGGCCCCUACCCCGUCGAUACUCCCAAAUUGAACAAAAUCCGAUUCACACCUGCCCAGGUGGAAGCCAUCGCAUCUGGAACACAGCCUGGACUCACCGUAAUCGUGGGUCCGCCUGGUACUGGAAAGACUGAUGUCACCACCCAAAUCAUUAACAACAUUUACCACAAUUUCCCGAAUGAACGGACACUUCUCAUUGCACACAGCAACCAAGCCCUCAAUCAAUUAUUCCAGAAAAUCAUUGCCCUUGAUAUUGAUGAAAGGCACUUGUUGCGACUGGGUCACGGCGAGGAAGAAUUGGAAACUGAUUCCAACUACAGCAAGUAUGGACGGGUCGAAUCCUUCCUUGACAACCGCAAUUACUAUCUGUCAGAGGUGAUGCGCUUGGCGGCAUCAAUUGGGGUCGAGGGUGCGCAUGGAAAUUCAUGUGAGACUGCAGGCUACUUCAACACAGUUUACGUGCAGCCAACAUGGGCCAAAUUCUGGGAUCGAGCCAAUUCCGAAGGAACGUCAAAUGAAGAGAUUAUCGCAUCCUUCCCGUUCCAAUCAUACUUUGCAGAUGCCCCCCAACCCUUAUUCGAAGUAGAAGCCGCGAAGGAGGCGAUCAUUGAUACUGCUGCAGGUUGCGAGCGCCACAUCGCUCGAAUCUUCUCUGAGUUGGAAGACAUCCGACCAUUCGAGAUCUUGAGACAACCCCGCGAUAAAGCGAACUAUCUCCUCGUCAAGGAGGCCCGCAUUAUCGCGAUGACCUCGACCCACGCAGCUAUGCGCCGGCAGGAAAUUGCCGAUCUAGGCUUCCACUAUGACAACGUGGUCAUGGAAGAAGCCGCGCAGAUUACUGAAGUUGAGAGUUUCAUUCCUAACGCCCUGCAAAACAUGAAGAACGGCGAACUUCCUCUCAAGCGUGUUGUGCUCUGUGGUGAUCACCACCAGAACUCACCCAUCAUCCAGAAUAUGGCCUUCCGUCAAUAUGCCCACUUCGAACAAAGUCUCUUCUUGCGACUGGCGCGGUUGGGUGUCCCAGUGAUCAAUUUGGAUAAGCAGGGACGCGCACGACCUAGCAUUGCAGAGCUCUUCCGCUGGCGAUACAAGCAACUCGGAGAUCUUCCAGUGGUCGAAACUGCCUCCGAGUACCAGAAGGCCAAUGCCGGUUUCCAGUUCGACUACCAGUUCAUCAAUGUCCCCGACUAUCAGGGUUCUGGAGAGCGAGAGCCGACACCUCACUUUAUCCAGAAUUUGGGCGAAGCGGAGUACGCAGUGGCCAUGUAUCAGUACAUGCGACUCUUGGGCUACCCUGCUUCUAAAAUCUCGAUCUUAGCCACAUAUGCUGGGCAAACAGCUUUGAUCCGGGAUGUAUUGAGUCACCGCUGUGGAAAGAACCCCAUGUUUGGAAUGCCCAAGAUUGUGACGACAGUGGAUCGCUAUCAGGGAGAACAGAAUGAUUACGUCAUCCUUUCUCUCACCCGGACCCGCAGCGUCGGAUACCUGCGCGACGUUCGCCGUCUGACUGUAGCUCUCUCCCGCGCACGACUAGGUCUGUAUGUGCUCGGCCGACGGGAAGUCUUCGAAUCGUGCUACGAACUCAAGCCCGCAUUCGACCUUCUUCUGCAACGACCGGAUAAGCUCAUGCUCGCGCCUGGUGAGAUGUUCCCGUCGUCGCGGGAAGCCAACGCCGCCAUUGAGGGCACGCCGAUGGAGAGUGUUGAGCACCUUGGCCAAUAUGUGUUUGAAAUGACGCAGGCCAAGAUUAAGGCCAUGGGUGAUGGAGAUAUCACUAUUGAGGAUGCGGCGCCGGCUGGCGAAGAUGACUAUGUGGAUGAGGAUGAGGUUAUGGGGGGCUGA
Molecule: messenger RNA, 4116 nt
Organism: Penicillium mononematosum
Lineage: Eukaryota; Fungi; Ascomycota; Eurotiomycetes; Eurotiales; Aspergillaceae
Product: RNA helicase aquarius
Exons: 5
Coding region: 1-4116 (1371 amino acids)
Biological process (GO): mRNA splicing, via spliceosome
Cellular component (GO): catalytic step 2 spliceosome
Molecular function (GO): mRNA binding; helicase activity
Source: RefSeq, a predicted model, not a curated record